Rhineura floridana is the source of this 10928-nucleotide messenger RNA. It is a transcript of the gene CACNA2D1, whose product is annotated as calcium voltage-gated channel auxiliary subunit alpha2delta 1. The transcript is spliced from 39 exons. Gene Ontology annotation, molecular function: voltage-gated calcium channel activity. NCBI's taxonomy places the organism in Eukaryota, Metazoa, Chordata, Lepidosauria, Squamata, Rhineuridae. The record is from RefSeq and is a predicted model, not a curated record. Bases 646 to 3939 code for a protein of 1097 amino acids. Gene Ontology annotation, cellular component: L-type voltage-gated calcium channel complex.
AUAAUACGACUUUCUCCCCAAGAUUCUCUGUUCUCUCUUCCAAUCCCGGGGGAGAAAUCAAGACAGAAAUCUCUCGCUUUACAACUCCGCUCGCUCGCUCGCUCGCUCGCUCCAACUACUCCCACCCCUUCCUCUUCUCUUCCCCCUCCCUUUCUCCCUGCAAUCAGGGGAAUAAAUUAGGAAAGGAAACGCACGCACGCACGCAACAGACACACACACGCAGAGAUAGUCAGAGCUGAGAUCUGUUACAAAAGUAGCCCUGAUGGCGGCAGAUCAGAUGAAGCAGAAGCUGCCGCCGCCGCCGCCGCCGCCGCCACCAGAGUAGCAGAGUCGUUCUGGCUCUCCUCUUGAUGCCUCCCCUCUUCCCCCUCUCCACCCACAGAUCUCUAUCGCUUUCCUCCUCAUCUCCUCCCAGCCACCCUCGCUGAGCCGCUGCCUGCUUCUGUAAAGCUGCCUGUGGCUUUGGACAGAAGAGACCGAGAUAUUUCUUAUUCUCAUUUUUUUCCUGUUUUUGCCUCACCGGCUCUUUUUUUUAAAAAAAAACUUUGUCAUCAUCAUCAUCGCCGCCGCCACCACCAUUGCCAUCAUUAUUGUCAUUUUCUCCGGCACUUGUGGGCAAGGGGGCAUCGGUCUUCGAUCAGGAAGAUGGCUGCUGGCUGGUGGCUCUUCUUUAGCCUGACACUUUUCCAGUCCUUGGUGAUAAACCUCUCCGCAGAAGGGCCCUUCCCUUCUGCCACAACGAUAAAGCGGUGGGUGGAUAAGAUGCAAGAAGACCUAGUAAGGCUGGUGAAAACAGCAAGCGGGGUGGAUGAACUUGCUCAAAUAUAUCAGCAAAACACAAACUUGUAUACCGUGGAGGCCAACAAUGCACGACAGUUGGUAGAAAGUGCAGCCCGAGACAUUGAAAAACUCCUGAGUAACAGAUCAACAGCCCUGGUGCGCCUUGCUGAAGCAGCAGAGAGAUUUCAGAAAGAACAUCAAUGGCAGGAUGAGUUUGCGGCUAAUGAUAUAGUGUACUACAAUGCAAAGGAUGCCCUGAAUGAAUCUGGAAGUAACGAGAACGAAACUGGCAGUCAGCGAAUCAAACCAGUAUUUGAAGAGGAUCCUGUUUUUGGUCGGCAAACAUCCUACCAGCAUGCCGCAGUCCACAUACCAACUGAUAUAUAUGAAGGCUCUACAAUAGUAUUGAAUGAACUGAACUGGACAGGAGCCUUAGAUGAAGUCUUCAAAAGAAAUAGAGAAGAAGAUCCAACCUUGCUUUGGCAAGUUUUUGGCAGUGCAACUGGCCUUGCCAGGUAUUACCCAGCAUCCCCAUGGGUAGACAAAAGUCGAACUCAGAACAAGAUAGAUCUGUACGAUGUCCGUAGAAGACCAUGGUAUAUCCAAGGAGCUGCAUCUCCCAAAGACAUGCUCAUUCUAGUUGAUGCGAGCGGCAGUGUCAGUGGAUUGACACUGAAGUUGAUCCGAACAUCCGUCACUGAGAUGUUGGAAACCUUGUCUGACGACGAUUUUGUGAAUGUUGUUUCAUUCAAUGAAAAUGCUCAGAAUGUCAGUUGCUUCAACCAUCUUGUACAAGCUAAUGUGAGAAAUAAAAAGAAGUUGAAAGAAGCUGUCUAUAAAAUCUCAGCAAAAGGAAUCACAGAUUACAAAAAAGGCUUUAGCUACGCCUUUGAACAGCUGCUAAAUCACAGCCACAGUGUCUUCAGAGCUAACUGCAACAAGAUUAUAAUGUUGUUUACUGAUGGCGGUGAGGAAAAAGCACAGGAGAUUUUCGACAAAUACAACAAGGAUCAAAAAGUCCGUGUAUUCACAUUUUCUGUCGGUCAACAUAAUUAUGACAAGGGACCCAUACAAUGGAUGGCCUGCAAAAAUAAAGGUUACUAUUAUGAAAUUCCAUCCAUUGGUGCCAUCAGAAUAAACACACAGGAGUACUUGGAUGUUUUGGGGAGACCAAUGGUUCUGGCUGGAAAACAAGCCAAACAAGUCCAGUGGACUAAUGUUUACCUGGAUGCACUGGAACUUGGCUUGGUCAUUUCUGGAACACUGCCUGUCUUCAACUUGACAAAAGAUCAAAAUAAAAAACAGAACCAGUUGAUACUUGGAGUAAUGGGAGUUGAUGUGUCACUAGAAGAAAUUAAAAAACUGACUCCACGGUUUACACUAUGUCCAAAUGGAUAUUAUUUCGCAAUUGACCCCAAUGGUUAUGUGUUACUUCAUCCAAAUCUUCAACCAAAGCACAUUGGUGUGGGCAUACCCAAAAUUAGAAAAAGGAGACCCCAUAUCCAGAAUCCUAAAUCUCAGGAGCCAGUGACACUGGAUUUUCUGGAUGCAGAACUGGAAAAUGAUAUUAAAGUUGAGAUUCGGAAAAAAAUGAUAGAUGGAGAAAGUGGGGAUAGGACAUUUAGAACGCUGGUCAAGUCUCAAGAUGAGCGCUACAUUGAUAAAGGAAACAGAACGUAUACAUGGACAGCUGUGAAUGGUACAGAUUACAGCUUGGCCUUGGUAUUACCAUCCUACAGCUUUUACUAUAUAAAAGCCAACAUUAAGGAAGCACUAACCCAGGCAAAAUUUACUGAAACUCUGAAGCUAGAUCGCUUUGAUGAAUUCGGCUAUACCUUUUUAGCACCAAGAGAGUACUGUAGUCCUGUGAAAACAACAGACAACAACACUGCAUUUCUUCUGAGUUUCAGUGAAUAUAUUGAUCGAUACACCCCCCAAAAUCCUUCAUGUAAUGAUAUGGUUAUGAGAGCUUUGCUGGAUGCCGGAUUUACAAGUCAACUUGUUCAGAAUUACUGGAGUAAGCAGGACCCUGAGGGAAUUACAGCACGAUUUGUAGCUACUGAUGGAGGGAUCACAAGAGUGUAUCCAAAAAGUGCAGGAGAAUAUUGGACAGAAAAUCCUGAAACAUAUGAAGAGAGUUUCUACAAAAGGAGUUUAGAUAAUGAAAACUAUAUCUUCACAGCUCCCUCAUACAACAAAAGUAUAUCUGAAGAUGGCAUUAUGGUCAGUAAGGCUGUGAAAAUAACAGUUGGUGGAAAACUUCUGAAACCUGCAGUUGUUGGAGUAAAAAUCAAUGUGACCACCUGGAUGGAUAAUUUCAUCAAAAUCACUACAAAGAAUCAGUGCAAAAGCGAACUGUGCGGAUGUGAAAGGAACAGUCGGCAUGUUGACUGUGUUAUUCUUGACGAUGGAGGAUUUCUUUUAAUGACAAAUCAGGAAUGGGAUAUGCAAGAGAUUGGAAAAUUCUUUGGUGAGAUUGACCCAGGCCUCAUGAGAAAUCUCAUCAAUAUGUCCUUAUAUGCCUUUAACAAGUCAUACGACUAUCAGUCUGUGUGUGAUCCAGAAGAAGAACCAAAGCAAGGAGCCGGACUCUGCUCUGUUUAUGUGCCUACAAUAGCAGAUAUUUUACAUCUGGGGUGGUGGGCCUCUGCAGCUGCUUGGUCUAUCUUGCAGCAGCUCUUGUUGGGCCUGACAUUUCCACAUUUUCUUGGUGCAGUGGAAAUGGAAGAUGAAGACUUCAGUGCAAUCCCAUCAAAACAGAGCUGCAUUACAGUACAAACACAGUAUUUCUUUGGGAAUGAUGAAAAAUCAUUUUAUGGCAUUUUAGAUUGUAUAAACUGUUCUAGACUUUUUCAUGCAGAGAAGAUUUCCAAUACAAAUUUAGUAUUCAUAAUGAGUGACACCAAACAUAUGUGCCGACACUGUGAUACAAGGCCACUGAUGCAAGCAGAGAAGCCUGAUGAAGGACCUAACCCCUGCGAAAUGGUUCAACAACCCAGAUACAGAAAAGGACCUGAUGUCUGCUUUGAUGACGAUGUUGAUGAGGAUGCAUCAGACUGUGGUGGGGUCUCUGGAUUGAGCCCAUCACUAUGGUCUAUGGCAGGAAUCCAGCUUAUCCUGCUCUGGCUGUUAACUGGCAGCAGACAUUGCCAGUUAUGACCCUGUUAAAACCAAAACCUGCAUAACAAAAUCAUGAUCCUGCCAAAAUGUUAGCUCACCAUUUCAUUUGGAAAAGGAGGGUCAGUGAGUCUGCGCAGACUGCAGAUGAUGGCAAUGCCCAUUACUUGGUAUUUUCUUUGGGAAAGACUCUGAAGGCACCCUCCGUGGCUGCAUGUUGGAGUGUCAGAUCUGUAAACGUGUGGAUGCUGCAUCAUCUAGGCCAUUGGAACUGAAUUCUAUAUGUGCUUAAAUUGGAGAAUUGCAGUUUUUGUGCUUUUGAAGACUUUUCUGUAAAAAGGGCUCCCCUUUAAACAGUUAUUACAUAUUUCUGUUAUUUUACCUUAGUUUUCAAUUUGUUGCAUUCUUUAUUCUUAAAACUAAUGCUUUCUAAGGGGGAGAGGGAAACCCUAUGAUUUCGUAGCACUCUUAUUUAGUGUACUGAUGAUUUUAUGUCACCUUUCAAUAUCACUUCUGUCCAGAAUGCAAAAUAGACUUCAGUUUGAUCCAGAAUUGUUUCAUACUGGCUAGACCUUAUAGAGAUUCACCAUGACUUAAAAUAUUUGCCUUAUGAUCUUUGUUCCAGCCAAUAUUAGUCUAAAUGGAUGGUCAUCUAAGCUUGACAAGGUUCAUGAAAUGAAUACAGUUUUUAAAGGCAAAAAUGAAACAUGAUGUCUAAAUUGAAGGGUUCUUUAGAAUUUCAUCCUUCAGCAGAAAAAGUGGCUUUCAUCCCAAAGUCUGUAUCCAUUCCCUAUUGCACAGUUGUUAAUGUCAUGAUUUCUGUUCUCAGAACAAUUGUUUAUUGCUAGCCAAGUCCUCCAAAAAGUUCAGACACAAAGUUUGUGAAUAAAAAUGUCUUUGUGACUACUGAAGAUUAAUUUCCAAGGGUUUGCAUGAUGAUGAAGCUUCUGCUUUUGCUGUUUCUUUUAGUUUGUUUUUCUCUUUCUCUUGAUGGUUUAUUGAAAAGAUAACCGAGUGAUUCUUUAGUUGUGUGAGAAACCAAAUAUUGCAAUGUGAUACAAUUUAAUCUUAAGUUAUAUAUUAUUAAACAGAUAUCUGAAUAUACUGUGCAAUGUACUAGCUGAAAGGGGGUAUGGAACAUUUACCUAUCUGUGCAAAUGGGAGAAAAUGGAUUCUAUAUAGAUGAAAAGGUAAAGGUGUCCCUGCGCUUAUAGUGCGAGUCAUUUCCGACUCUUAGGGUGACGUCUUGUGACGUUUACUAGGCAGACCGUAUAUAUGGGGUGGUUUUGUCAGUUCCUUCCCCGGCCUUUCUUUACCCCCCAGCAUAUGCCGGGUACUCAUUUUACCGACAACAGAUGGAUGGAAGGCUGAGUGGACCUUGACCCCUUUUACCGGAGAUUCGACUUCCUCCUUCUGUUGGAAUCGAACUCCGGCCGUGAGCAGAGCUUCAGCUGCGUUACCGCCACUUACCACUCUGCCCCUAAAAUACUAUCUCCAGGUAUUUUAAGUAAAUGAAAUCAAAUCACAGGCAUUUAUUUUUUAAGAACAUGUAUGAUUAGAUUUUUAUCUGGUGGCAUUUUUAUUUGUUUGUUUCCAUUACUAUUGGUACCUAUAAAGCAUUCACCCUUUUUAUUAUUUAAUAGUCAAAAUACCAAACUGGAUGUGCUGAAUUUUGCUAAAACAAUAGCAAAACCUGAACAAAUGGGGAGCCUUGAAUCUAUAUGUAUGUACAAUACUUGAUUGUCAAUAAAAAAAGGCUUUAUACAAAUCUGGUGAUGAAUCAGAUUAGUGAAGUAAAAUUAUGUUACAGUAUAGAAUAUUGUAGAAAUAGGAUAGAAUCUUUCCUCCCAUCCUAUAUUUUUCAGAACUAACCAGUAUUGCAAGACAGCUAAACCAAUGAAUGUGCAACUUUGCUAAUAUUGUACAAUCCGGCUAACAGCUGCAAUAUGUGAUUAACUUAUUUUGUAUAAGAAACCCCCCUUUUUUUAAAAAAAAAAACCCACAAGAUGCUAAUAUCAAUGUGCUGGUAAAUGACUGCCACAUCUAACGUUCAAACGUCUUUGUUCAAACCUUUAUGAAUCGAUUCAUAUUUGUACAUGGAUUUAAAGUUUACAUUUCUGGUUUUAGUCACAUCCAGCAGUAACUUGUUUUCUUAAGUACCCUUGCUUCUAGCUUUACUGUUAAAAUCAGAGAUGGUAGAAGAGCAACUCCUUGAGCAUGGUUCCUUCACUAUUUGUGUGUAAAGUCAUGUGGUUGUAAAUUAGAGAACAGCUGUAAGUGAUUUGUAGGAAACAGUUGCUUAAUCCCAAGGAAAGACAAACAUGGUGGAAGGAAAAUAACUCACAAGCAUCUCAUUCUGCUGCAGCAGCAGCAGCUUUGUUGCCUUUACCCCAAUUAGAGCCAAGGACCAGUAUUUCCCCUUUCUCAAUUAGUAUUCUUAUGACAGCAGCAACAAGGCAGCAAAGUAUGCUUGGCAAGUAUUCAUUUGUGUCUUCAUUCCAAUCACUAAAAAUACUGGUGGCAGUCUUCUCUCACGGUAAAUAGAGCAGACGUUCACUUUUAUCUAACGUGUCAGGAGUAAGUUUGCAGCACGGUUACAGUGAACUGUGCUUUAUCUUGUCAGGAACUGAUUGUGCCUUGGAAGGUUCUAGCUAAAACCAAGAGUAGUGGGGAGGGCAGUAUCUCAAGAAUUAGAUCUGGCCAUUAGUCCACCUGGUUCAGCAUUCUGCCUAACAAUGGCUGGCCACGGGUAUUUAAGGGAAUUUGUCCCGGGCGUGAUGGAUACAACAAUCCCACUUUGUAAUCCCCAAGAUCUUAACAGUGAAAACAAUCUCCCUUACUCUGUCUAACAUCAGAAAGUCCCCUCAAAGGGGUCACACAGCAAACUUUGUGCUGUUUAGAUACAAUCUCUUUGGGUGACUAUUGGGGCUGAGCCAAGUGGGAGAGGAUACUUUCUGUGUGAAGACUUUGUUGAUGUUUUGGAUGAGAGGUUGCAAACAGGAACCAGACUGUUUGUCCACUCAAAGUAAGGGCAGUAAACUUUACACUUGCUCUUAAUGAUGUUGUCUGAUUGUUUAUGUCAUUUUUGUGUUGAUAUGCUGACUUUGAGGUGCCUUAUUGGCUGGAAUAACAUCACCAUGAAGAAGCCCUUUAAAAUGGUGUAGAAUUAGCCACUAACUGGGCAGCAAACAUUUGUCAAAAAGGGCAAAAGAAAGUACAGCCCUCAAAUACAGUGGUUGAGGGCAUUUCAUACCACCUCAUAAGCUCUACUUUCACACACAAAAUGUUUACAUAGGAACAUUAGAUGCAGCCCUAGUGAAUAUAGAUGGUCAUUUAUCAAGAGCUAAGUUAUGGUAUUAUCAUAACCACUAGGUAAGCCAAUUAUAUAUAUAAGUCUGCUAAGUAUUGAGAAGAAUUUUAACAGAGUUUGUGUCUGCAUUAGCUGUUUACUCUGGCAUUGCAAUUUUGUUUUCACUCCCCUUUUUUUUGGUAAAUCCAGAUGUGAGCUCCUUUGUAUUCUGAUAUUUUCUAUAUUAUUCUCCCACCUUUUUUGACUUACGUUGUGGCAAACAUUUUUUUUAUUACAUAAAACAUGCAUGCAACAUCGGCUGUCUGGUGUGGACCAACAAAACACUACUGAGGUUCCUCAGGGCUGCUGUGACUUUAAUUAGAAGCCAUGGUACCUGACCAGCACUGCCUUUAACUACUUCCUAAUCAGUAAAACCUGGUCAUUAAUUGCUGCUUAAUGAAUCAGUUCCUGCUCCCUGUAAGGGGGACAGAUUUAAUUACUAGUUUCCUCUCAUUCUUUUCAUUUUUAAUUACAAAGAAAACAGGAAAAAAUUAAAAGAAACUAGUUAUUAACUCCCUGCUUUCUAUAAAGAAGCUAAAUGAAGAGCAGUUCAUCAGUAAUGCCAUGAUGGCACUGAACAGGAAGCAAUUAAAGACAAAAGCUUCAAAUUAAAGUUACAGAAAUAGGUAUUUCAGGAUAUUUAUUAUUAUUAUUAUUAUUAUUAUUAUUAUUAUUAUUAUUAUUAUUAUCCCACCCUUCCUCCCAAAGGAACCCAGGGCGGCAAACAUAAACUCAUACAGUGAUAAUGCUAUUUGGAGUAGCCAUUUUAAUUCCUUUUCCAGCUGAUUCCCAAAAAGCAGUACCUUGCAGCACUAAAAUGUCUCUGUGUGGAAGCAACCAACAAUUUUUAACUGAUCAGAAACCCAUUGAAAAUUCUCUGUAGUACUUAGUAAGCUGAUACAGGCAAAUGGCUUGCUUGCAAUGUGUAUAAAUGUCAUUUGUUACAUACUCUGUGAAGGAGGAUGGGAGAAUCCUGAAAAACACAAUUUGGACAUUAGAAUGUAAUAGCUGAUAGCUAUACAAGCAGGAACAACCCAUUUCUUACUAUCAAACACAUUCAUAUGUGUAUAUAGUCCCGGAAAGGUCUAACUUUUGAUGUUCAAGAUGAUGUUUAAAAGAAUGUCAAUUAUGUCCCUCUGACAUUAAUGAACUUCUAUUAAUUAAGCCCCUGGGCUGCGUCUGCCUAUCAAAAAUUUCUUCCUGGAAGUCUUGUGUGGCUAUCACGUGACAACACACCCAGGGACCAGUCAGUCCAGCAGUAAAUGGGAUGGGAACUUAGUUGUCUGGCUAAGGCCUGUCAUCUGCUAUAACACUUUUUAGAAUACAAGGAAUUUGACAUCAGUGAAAAUGUUUAAAUCCCAAAUUUUGGCAGGUGGUUUGCGGAAAGCUUUUUCUCUGAUUGUAAGCAAAUAGUAUCUAGUUGUUUAAUGUUUAAACAAUGCACCAUGUGUAUAUGUAUAUGCGUAUGUGUAUGUAUACGCUAGGGGGAAUGUACCAUGAUAUCGUAUAUGAAUAGUGGAGGCACAGCUCUUACAAAUAAUUUAUGUGCUAAAGGGAAGUAUCUUGCAAAUUGUACACACACACUCUUACAAGACUUGGCUGUUGUGUUCAGGUCCUGCUUUGGACUUCCCAUAGGCAUCUGGUUGGCCACUGUGAGAACAGGAUGCUGGACUAGAUGGGCCAUUCACUUGACCCAGCAGGCUCUUCUUUUGUUCUUACUAAUCCUUUUUCAUAGUAAUUGGCUUCAGAGGCAGAAGUUAUAUAUAUAAAAGUCUUACAUUUAGCAUAUAUAAUGAACAAUGUUUCUAUUUGUUUUAAAACAUCUAGCUGUACCAAGGGAGAUAAAGAAGCUCUUUGAACUUUAAUUUCUUUAAUUUCUACGAUAACAUAACCAUACAUUAUCCAACAACCGAUGAUUCAAGGCAUUCUAGUUGUCCUUUUUUAAAGAAAAGAAAGAAAAAAACCAGCAGAUACUGUAGAAUGGUUUAGCUCCCCACCCCAAAACAACCAGCAUUACUGCCAAAACACUGAGCGUGGUCCGUAUUUGUACCGGGUUUUUAACAUGACAUAUACUUUGCAAAUUUGACUGAGGAGAUUUUUUUAGGUCUUGUACCUUUAAGGACUUUAGUAUGAUCUCUUUACAUGUUUCUAAUGCUUCAGGCUUUACUGCUUAGACUUGACAAGGAAAACAGUGUUGCUGCCAUUUGUAUGUUUUCGUACACGGUUCCUUUUACUGACUUUAAGCACUGGCUUUACUGCAUUCAAAUAGGCAGUAUCCCUUUCUAAAGUGACCUUUGCAACCCAAGUGUUACUUGCUGUUUUAAAGUUUUCAGUACCUUUGAAAGAACAUGGAGAUCUUUUUUAUAUGUGUAUUCCAUUCUACAUGGAAGAUUACAAAGCUUAGGCUCAGCUUAAAUGUUUCCCGAAGCCUCCUUUACAUAUGACUUACUUUGAAGGGGUGUGGGGCUGCAUCAUUGGCCCCACCUCAUAGCAUAGACCAGCUCCAUCCCUGGUGUCUACGAAUCUGCAGCAGGUAAGCCGCCAUGUGUAGAUUUCGGCUUCCAUGUGUUUUCCAACUCUGGUUGUGCAAAAAUCUACACACAUCAGCUUUCCCACUGCAGAUGUCCACACUCCAACACAUGGACGUUGGGGUAGGGCUAAUCGGCAUCACAGUCCCAGACCCCUUCAAUGUGUUCAGAUCUGUUGUGUUGUGAUGGUUGCUUCCCUAUGGUCAACCUCCAUAUCGUGUCGGUACUUCUCACAUCAGCAGCCUUCUUCCACUGGGGUUGCAAUACUGGUGUUUGGAAGUACCAAAAUAAUCCAGGCGACUCAUCUGAUCUGGAAUUUCAGAUAUUAUUAAUGAUGCAACAUGGAUGGUGGCAUUGGGGGAGGGGCAAACUUGUAGGAAAGGUAAUGUUGGAACAGCCUUCUUGACUUGAAUAAGUAUUCUUUUGGAACAGUGGAUUAGUGCUACUCAUCCUGCAUCCAACUAAACUAGUACAUCCAAAUUGUGAUUAAACUAUUGCCCAGAGUCCUCUAUUGUACUUGGGAGUAUCUCCACACAUACAUAAAAGAGGCCGUUUAAUCACAUUCUUAAUGCAAAGUUUACUGUGACUUCCAGAUCUGUAACACUGGCCAAGUUUCUGGGUUGCUAGUUUGUUUUUGUUUUUUUCAUACCACAAUGUUAAUAUUGUUAAUAUUAGCUGUAGACUAUUGUACAAAGAGGUUCAAAAAGUGUCCAGAGUUUCAGACGUUUGCUGCUACCUAUCACUUGUUAUCCGUCACUACAUCUGUUCCUUAGCAUUAAAGAUCACAUCUUGGAAAUUUUUUUUUGCUGAGGAUAAAGUUCAAAUCCUAACUGAAUUUGCAGUUCAGAUCUAACAAAGCUAUCCAAUUGUCUUAAGUUUUAUGGGAUGUCUCAAGUCAUGCUGGGAAGGGGGGAAUGUUCAGUAUACAGUCCAGCAAAAAAAGAAAAGAAUAAAAAUGCUGUUCAUUAGACAGACAGGACUUUUCUCCCUUUUCUUGACACUUUUGUGAAUUUGAGAGGCCUGAAAUAAGGAACAAAUGCAAAACAUUUUGUAUAAUACUGUUAUAAAAACAUUUAUAAUCCUGAAAAUUGUUGUGUUUAAUUAUUGUGGAAUAAACAGUAUAUUCAGAAUAAAAGUUUAUCAUUUGAAAUCAA